This is a messenger RNA of Hyaloscypha bicolor E, 1147 nucleotides long. RefSeq lists its product as uncharacterized. Lineage: Eukaryota; Fungi; Ascomycota; Leotiomycetes; Helotiales; Hyaloscyphaceae. The coding region runs from base 419 to 889 and encodes 156 amino acids. The record is from RefSeq and is a predicted model, not a curated record. The transcript is spliced from 3 exons.
CGAAUGGCAGAGAAUUAAAACCAAAUAUUUUAUUUAGAAUCUCUCCCUACUUCUAUCAGAAGAGAGGUGAGAGGUCUUAGGUGGCGUUUCGCUUCCAGAAGCUAGGGUGUAGGGGAGCCUCUUCUUCGCACACGCUUACAUGACAUCAAUUCUUACGACACACGGCAUCCUACAUCUUCUCGAUGGACCAUCGCUUGGUGUUACCACUUUUCACUCACACCGCUUUCACUCCCACAGCUGGUGGACAUCUUGUCAGAUGAUAUGCUCAAUACGAGCCUUGGCAUGACAACGUGACCCCAGCUUUGGCACCCUCUCUAUAAAUUCAAAGAUAGAUGACUACCCUCCUCUUCAAUGACUCUGUUUAAUUUUAACCUGUUCUAAUUCCUAAAGUCUGAAAAGAACAACCAGAGUUUUCAAAAUGCAGCUCACACUCCUUCCCUUCUUCCUCCUCGUCAACCUCCCCUUCCUCCUCGCUGCUCCAGUUACCGACGCCGACCCACCGUUUGCCUACGAACAGCUAACCUUCAUCUUCGCUGGCGGGCCAGCAUCUUAUACUCUAACAUUCCCCGCAGACGGAAAUAUGUAUCCAACGAACAACGACCUAUCCGUCUCCCUCAUCGCCCCUGGCACCUUCCCCGCCUACUACGAAUGCAACUUCUACACUCCCCACGACGCGACCAUCGUGCUAACGGGCAUGUCGUCCGCAGGCAGCAACCUUGCUGUUGGGCCGCCGCAGCCGAUUACGGGCGUGGCUUGUAUGGCUACAGGAGCCGGUGGACAGUGUUUGCCUAAUUAUGCGACGUGCGAGUGGUCAGGACAGCAUGGGACGUUUUUGGGGAAUUGCUGUAGUGGGUAUUGUGCCGCGACGAAGUGUAGGCCUACGAGUUGAGCGGGAAGAAGGUUUGGGAAAAUGGUGGAAAGGAUUUUGGUAAAUUUUCUUUCCUGGAUGGUUUGAAGGCAAUGUUUUGGACACCAUGGGAUUCUGGCCAAGGAUUCUCUUUCAUCGCCUAGGGCUUGUCCUUUGCGGCGAAAAACGUUGAAAUCUACUUGUUAUUUCUUAGCGAACAAAUGGACAAAUAAUCGUGCUCCAUGUUCUUCUUAAGGUCUUGAAGUCUACAGUGUUCGGCAUUAGGUUGGACCUACCCAA